UCAAACGUUUGAUGAAAGAGGCUGCAGAACUGAAGGAUCCUACAGAUCAUUAUCAUGCACAGCCUUUGGAGGAUAAUCUUUUUGAAUGGCACUUUACUGUUAGAGGCCCUCCAGAUUCAGAUUUCGAUGGAGGGAUUUAUCACGGGCGAAUAGUACUACCACCUGAAUAUCCCAUGAAACCACCCAGCAUUAUUUUGCUGACGGCCAAUGGCAGGUUUGAAGUGGGGAAGAAAAUUUGUUUAAGCAUCUCAGGGCAUCAUCCUGAAACAUGGCAGCCUUCGUGGAGUAUAAGAACAGCUUUACUAGCCAUUAUUGGAUUUAUGCCAACCAAAGGUGAAGGAGCAAUAGGAUCUCUAGAUUAUACACCAGAAGAAAGAAGAGCUCUUGCAAAGAAGUCACAAGACUUUUGUUGUGAAAUGUGUGGCACAUCUAUGAAGACAGCCCUCUUACCACUAACAUCCGGAAGCGUGUCGAGCCAGGCGGACAAGGAGGCUAAAGAACUUGCCAGACAAAUUAGCUUCAAGGCAGAAGUCAAUUCAUCCAGGAAGUCUGAUGCUGGACCCUCAAACACAUCAGGAUUGAACCACUCUGCCGCUUCACGUGAGCCCCAGCAGGAUGGUGCAGCUAGAGCCUUCCAGGAUCCAAGAAGUGCAACGUCUGAAACUCAGAAUAGCAGUGCAGCAGCCAGUCAAGAGCGUACUCCACCUGUGUCCACUAACACGUCUAUGAGUCCACGGCAGCGCCGUGCCCAGCAGCAGAGUCAGAGACGGGUUCCAUCUUCAACUGACUUUAAUCGGGUCCAGCAACCAAGAGUCAACAUGAACCACACUGGAUCAACUGUUCUGAUUGUCCUUCUGACUUUUGCACUGGCAGCUCUUAUAUUUCGUAGAAUAUGUUUGGCUAAUGAAUAUAUAUUUGAGUUAUAAGGUUGUUUCUGUUGUAACAGCAGUGGCUUGAAUGCUUCAUUGAACAUUCUGUAUUGGGUAUGACAUGAAAACUGUUUACAAAG
Molecule: messenger RNA, 1009 nt
Organism: Pelecanus crispus (Dalmatian pelican)
Lineage: Eukaryota; Metazoa; Chordata; Aves; Pelecaniformes; Pelecanidae
Source: RefSeq, a predicted model, not a curated record